Anguilla rostrata (American eel) is the source of this 7730-nucleotide messenger RNA. RefSeq names its product steroid hormone receptor ERR1-like. Gene Ontology annotation, cellular component: chromatin; nucleus. Lineage: Eukaryota; Metazoa; Chordata; Actinopteri; Anguilliformes; Anguillidae. Gene Ontology annotation, biological process: regulation of transcription by RNA polymerase II; nuclear receptor-mediated steroid hormone signaling pathway. The transcript is spliced from 8 exons. Gene Ontology annotation, molecular function: steroid binding; nuclear receptor activity; zinc ion binding. Bases 1228 to 2532 code for a protein of 434 amino acids. The record is from RefSeq and is a predicted model, not a curated record.
UUUUAAAGUUGAGACAAAUUAGGUGUAACAAAUUCAAGUAAAAUUUGAGUUUUUAUUCUUCAGUGAGUACUUAAUUGCAUAUGUCAUAUUGUAUGAUCGCUGUUGUCUUUUUUGGUUAACUUUUUCCCACCCUCCGGUGUGUACACUGAAAAAGCCACUGGGCAGAUAACAACAGAUAAAUAUAAACGUAAAUAAACAAGAGAUUCAGCCAUUAUUUUGAACUCAAACAUUACCUCUUUCAGACCCCGGCAGGAGGUAGGAUAACAAUGGCCACCUUUGUAUUCAGCUUACUGAAUACAAAUCUUGAAACAAGUUGGAAACAUGACUUGUAUGGAUAUAUACUUGUGUACAGACUUGAUUUUAUCUUUUUGUUUAAAUUAAUUUAACAUUCUUAUUUGUUUCAGUCUAAUAUAUGCGGCUGUGCUUUAUGAAAUGCAGUAUUUUAUUAGUACUUUCCUUUUUUUGCAUCCGUAUUCUAUCCAUUCAUACUCUCAUAUUUCAUUUAAUUUUGUUAUUGAUUUUUUAUCUCUUUUCUAUCAUUCAUCAUCCUCCUGUCUUCUGUCCUCAUCACGGUCGCCUACUUUGUAAAUGAUUGUUUGAUUGGAGCCUAGUUAGUGUGGUCAUUCUUUGUGCAGUCAUGCAGCUGCAAGUCAUUCGCAGGGUUUGCGGGGGGAAGUGGGACGGAGCACGAUACACUCAGACAAAGGGGAGGGGUAUUGUAGCCGCUGUGUGUGUUCGCCCUUCAAGCUCUCUUUUGACUUUGACCUUUGGAAGGCGUCACUCAUGCAGAGAGAGCAUGUGAAUGUGUGCAUGUGCUUGUGUUGUGUGUGUGUGAGAGGGAGAGAGCAAGAGAGACAGAUAAGCUGGUCGCGUUGUUUGUGGGAAAGACAAAGAACUAGAGGAAUAAUUUGUUUCCCUUCCGUCAGCACUUUUUAGCAAAUGGUGUCAUUUGAGAUAAAGGAAGAAACUGUCGGACAAGGAGAAACGUGACUGUACUCCAUGGAGGCAUUAAAUGCCACUAAGGAAGGAAAGUAAAGACAUGGGGAUUUAACUGCGUGACCAUUCGGAGAGCUGGAAUAAAAUGCCCACAUGAAACGUUCUGCAGCUUUGGUUCCAUAGUGAUUGCCUGUUUCCUGAUGGAGAACCGUGCCGGAAGACUGUGAGGAGAAGUUUUAAGAAAGAAAGAAAUAACAAGCCUAGUGGGAGACACCGAAACACACAGUGACCAUGUCCUCCAGGGACCGGCGCUCCGACCUGCACAUCAAGGCCGAGCCCAGCAGCCCGGAGGGGGGCGGCGGGGGUCUGGCCAGCCCCGGGGGGGCGUCCUCGGACUCCUCCCAGAGCGGCGGCGGGGGGAACAGCGGCGGGGGCGCCGGACGCUAUUCUCCGCCCCUUUACACCCCGCCACUGCGCUGCCACUUCAAGGACGAGGGCGUGGACGGUGUGGAGGAGGGCUCGAUGGGCAGCGGGGGCGGGCGGUGCAAGUACGCACUGAGCACGCUCCCCAAGCGGCUGUGCCUGGUUUGCGGGGACGUGGCGUCGGGCUACCACUACGGCGUGGCCUCCUGCGAGGCCUGCAAGGCCUUCUUCAAGAGGACCAUCCAGGGUAACAUAGAGUACAGCUGCCCAGCCUCCAACGAGUGCGAGAUCACCAAGAGACGCAGGAAGGCCUGCCAGGCCUGCCGCUUCACCAAGUGCCUCAAAGUGGGCAUGCUGAAGGAGGGGGUGCGUCUGGACCGCGUGAGGGGCGGGAGACAGAAGUACAAACGGCGGCCGGAGAUGGAGAACGCCACGUACCAGAGCCCCCCUUCUGCGCCGCAGAAGAAAGAGGGCGAGAGAGGCUCCUCCAACGUCAUCGUGUCCCACCUGCUGGUGGCCGAGCCGGAGAAGCUGUUCGCCAUGCCGGACCCCCUGCAGCCGGACACCGCCCUGCGCACCCUCACCACGCUCUGCGACCUGGCCGACCGCGAGCUCGUCGUCAUCAUCGGCUGGGCCAAGCACAUCCCCGGCUUCCUCUCCCUGUCCCUGGCAGACCAGAUGUCCGUCCUGCAGUCGGUGUGGCUGGAGGUCCUGGUGCUGGGCGUGGCCUUCCGCUCGCUGGGCUGCGAGGACGAAAUCGUCUUCGCCGAGGACUUCGUCCUGGACGAGGAGCUGGCCCGCCUGGCUGGGCUGACCGAGCUCAGCGCCGCCGUCAGCCAGCUGGCCCGACGGUACCGGGCCCUGCAGCUGGACCGCGAGGAGUUUGUCAUGCUCAAGGCCAUCGCUCUCACCAACUCAGAUUCGGUCUACAUCGAGGACGUGGAGGCGGUCCAGAAGCUGCGGGACAUCCUGCACCAGGCCCUGCUGGAGCUGGAGGGCCAGCGGCGGCCGGAGGACCCCCAGCGGGCGGGGCAGCUGCUCCUCACCCUGCCCCUCCUCCGGCAGACGGCCGGCCGCGCCCUCUCCACCUUCUACGGCAUCAAGACCCGCGGAGGCGUGCCCAUGCACAAGCUCUUCCUGGAGAUGCUGGAGGCCAUGAUGGACUCGCCUUAGGGAGGGGGGGGGGAGACGAAGCAAAGUGGGGGACGGGGGAGGGCGGGCGCGUCGGUUUGGGCUGUGGGAGAGAGAGGUAGCGCUUUUGUGCUUUUGGGAAAUGAGGUCUGGGUGAGAUACAGAUACUCAGAGAUGAUGGCGAUUAGGAUGGAACCAAAUUAUUUCCACACUUCUUAUGGAGAGAAACUGGCGAUGUGGGGUGAGAAGCAGGAUGAUUGCACUCAGCACAGGAAAUGAGAGCAGAGAGAGGAUGUCUGCGCAUUCAGUGAACAGAGCAGAGGGCUACAAGACAAGAUGGGGACGUGGGUACUUCAUCUUUGGAUCGUGCGGUUAGAGAUAUUGAACUUGUCCGUAUUAAAAAAGAAGCACGUUCCUAUUCUGAAAUUAAGGCCAGGAUUACUGUGUGAUGAAUGCUGUUGGGCUUGGUAUGAGUUGAAGUUUUUAUGUACUUUAGUCUGUGUUAGGAUCUCAAGGUAUUUUUUACUUGUUGAGUUCAAACCAAAAAUCUGAGUCUGAGUGUGCCAUACAGAUAAUUUAAAUAUAUAAUUUAACAAACUUCUCUUCUUAGUGUUCACGCUAACAAAUCGGUGGUAUAACCUAAUUAACAUAGCAGUGUGUGGAGGGUAUUUAGGAGCAAUGUACAACCAAAAAUGCUAAUAAUGUUUGAUUUCUCAAGAAUUGUUAAAAAGUUGAUUCAUUAUUCUUCAGGAAUGAUAUAAAUAAGUUUAACUUAGUUUAUUGGCAAAUGGUAAGGGUUGGGGGUGUUUUUUUUGUUCCAGUGUUUGUCAGGAAGGCUAGGUGGAAAAGAGGGAUUGGUAUGAGGAAGAUGGCUUCCCUGCUCCUUGGUUAUGCUCCCCUUGUACCUCCACUGAGUCAGCUGGAGCCCCAAAACCCCCAGGACAUACACCUCUGUUCUCUUUAUCGAAACAAAUUAACACAAACUCUGGCUAUCCAAGGCUGGAUACUGCCUCAAGAAGAAGCUGGUAAGCCAAGUGUACAUGCUACAGUAUGCCAAAGAACGGCUGUAGGACAAGAGUGUUUGUGCUAAUGGAUGAGAGGACAACAAUGAACCUUAACCAACCUUUGGACAAUAGUGAGGGAAAACAAGCGUUACCCCCCCAUGAGCCUACUGAGAAGCCAUAUGAAAAUGAGGAGAUGACCGACAUGGAAUGUGUGUUCUAUUGUGGAGUUCAAAGGGAGACCGUGCUCUGCAGCAACACACUACCACUACACACAUUGUGCAGCUGUGCAGGAUGGAUGGUCCAGUGUGAAGAAUUAGCUUGUUGUUCUGCUAAUCCUGAGGGGAGGUCCUGAGGUUUAUCGCAUCCUUUAGGAAUGUGAGACCGUACAGACCCCUAUAAAAUGGAAACUGAAUCCUCACCUCACCAGGUUUACAGGUGUUUUUAUUAUUUUUUUCUGCAGGUAUGAAUUUUAUUUCCUGGCCAGUUUAAAUUACACAAGUAAUGUGUAUUAAAUAUGGACAAUGACAGACAUGCACUUGGACGAACUCUGCCCAAGCAAUGCAAGAUUGCAUUGAGGAGGACACUUUAAUGUAUACUUUGCCUUCAAGAUAAAAAGCAAUAUUUGAUUAAAAAUAAUGAACGCUACUCAAAUAGCAAUGGCGAUGGACAUCCAUGCAUACAUGCACUCUGACCUGGAGCGGAGCAGCGCACGGCAAUGAAGAAUUUUUUUUUUCCCCCGGAAGCGACACGACGAGCUCGUUAAUGAUUAAUUAGACAAUUCUCUUGCAAAUGUGUAAUGCUGUUGAGAUUUUGUUGCAUUGCAGAGGAGAGACCAAAGGGAAUUCUGGCAAUGACCUAUUUUAUACAAGUCUGUAUUGGGCAAGCUGUGACUGGGUUUUCUUCAUAAGAUAGUCAGAGCGGGUUUAUUCUGUGGUAUGUAUGAGAGGGUGUGUGCAGUGGGAACUGAGGGAAACGACCACAUAAUUGAGACCGCAGUUCCAAGGCCAGUGGACACGUGAGGCCCUGAUUAAAGGGGAACUCUAAUUAAAUGUCAUAGUUUGGAAUGUUUUAUCUUGCCUUCAGACUUAAUGGUGUGGUCUGGGUUUCACAUGUUAAAACCGAAUCUUUGGUUGGUAUACGCGAACCAUAAUUUCUCUAAUGAGAAAGAAAUUGGGACAUAACGUUUCAGAGUUCUUUUUAAAUGGUGGAAUGCUGUUUAAUGGGGACAACGUUAAUUUUCUCUCUAUUUGAAGUCCAAAUAUUUCAGACAUGGCUGAAGAUUUGUAGUUUGUAGAUUAAUCUGAACUGCAGCCUUUGAGAAAAUUUUGCAUUCGGUUGACCCUGAUGAAAUCAUUUGUUCGUUGUGGGCCAUGUAUUGCAGCAUUAUCUGGCACGUUACAAAUUAGAGAUGCAUCAUUUCUGAAGGUGAUUUCAUUAUUUUUGGCUAAGUUUCCCAGUGUACAUUUCUCAGAGGUACAUAAAUUAUACACACUGCAGUGAAAUAUUUUCCUCUGGAAAAUUGGGUGACUGAAGAAAGGAAAUGAAGAAAAAAAUGUAAUUUAGUGCUCUGUAGACAUGAAAUAACUGCUUUUUGUAAUGCUGCACUCUGGCCUUCUUGCAAUAAGUCUCGCUAUAAACUCACCACCCUUUGCCAUGAAGGAAAUACGAGGAAACAUUUAAAUAUACUCUGAAGAGUUUAGUUGCACUCUUAUUUUGGCUGAAAAUGAAGAUAAAAUAGUUCAUCGAAAUAUACUGUUUGAACCCGUUUUUGUAUCUUCAGAGGAGUAUUAGGUUUGAAAUCGAUGGUCUAAUAUCAGACCCAGAAAGACUGCAGGGGUUAGAGCAAAGAUCUCUCUGAGGGCCGCCGUGUCUACUUAUGUUUGGCGUUCUCGCUCGAGUGCUUAGUUGAAGAUUUUGAUUUGCUAAAGACUCCACACAACAUUUUUUCCAAGGCCCAAACUGGCUGUUGAUUGAAAGGACACAACAAAAAACUGGUAGACACUGUGACCCUCCAAGGCUGAAUGUUGAAAUCCCUAGAUGACAAAGGGACAGGAAGUCAUUAUCACCAAGCCAUUUGCUGGUAGGUCUCAUUGCAGAGAAUCUCUGUUCAUUCUGUAUUUGUUAUUUCUGGUUGUAAAUUUUGCUCUUUUUUUUGCUGUAAUAUGCAUCACACUGUUGAAAUUCGAAAUCGGUUAAUCAGUUAAAACACUUUCGUAAGCACUCUGAUUGGAGGCUGCAGAAACUCAACACAAAUAGACUUGAUUUAUGAAGGAGGCCCUUCGCCUCCAGGGCUCGAGUCAGAAUGUUUUUAUGCGUCUCUUUCAAGCGAGAGCAGAUAAGAGGGUUUAACCGGCUUCAUUAAAAUGACUUAUGGAUUUAAUUAUGGUUCAUGUGCAGUGAAAGCUGCCCAUAAGGACCAGAGCUGAAAAGACCUAAUUUGUGGGGAAAUUUGUGGGCAGUUUCUACUUGCGCAAAUACAAAAGCCUUCCUUUUUGCUUUGACGCACUCCGUGGUUUGCCACCAUAAUUGGCAGGCUGGAACAAAAAAAGGACACGGGUCUAUACCUUGAGGUUUUAGACCACUAUAGAAAGUGCCAGUUAGGAAGUUAGUUACAGUUUCAAAUCAGUAGUUCACUGUGGUCUAAACUUUAACUCUAGGUUUAAAUCUCCUUUCAACUGCUCCAUGAAGUUUAACACUAAGAAAACAAGGGACUGUGAUUAUGCCAAGGACAAGGACAUUACAGUAAUAAGCGAACCUGCCCCCCUUCUCAUAAUAUAUUACAGGCACUUUACAAAAGAAAUCGAUUGCAAAGCUCCCCCACCCCCAAACAACCACAAUCCAAACAAUAUUAUAUAUCCUGUAUGUUUUGUUAGACUGAAGAGGAAAAAGGUUUGUCAAAGAUCAGAUUAUGUUGUGGUUCUGAACUCUUGAUUCAUACCUGACAAAAAGUUUUUUUAUUGUAUGUAGUUUAUUCACUUCACUUGUUUUGUGUAUUUUUUACUGUUAGGCCAGUCCUCAGGUUCGGUGAAUUAAAUCCUGUAAUCUGUGAUAAUGGUGUGAAUGUAAAUUGGAAAUACUAUGUUCACUGUUUUCAUUGUCCAUCUUGUAUUUUUCAUAUUGGUUUUAAAACUAACAAAGAUAUAAUUAUACCUUUAUAUAAUUAUAGUUUUACUACUGUUUUUUAAUAAGUUGAGCCAGGGAUCUACAAUUCUUAUUCUUCCAAUUAUAAUUUUUUUACCAAUUUGAUUGACUGUUUGGCAUCAACGAGCACAUCUAGAGGUUGUACUGUAUAUGAAGUGUAGCAGUCAUCAGGUACUGAACAUAGGAAUAACCUGUAUAGGAUAGGGCAGUGCUUUGCUGUUUUUUAGUUAGCAGUAAGGGUUGUGUUAAACGGUCUCGUCAACAAGACCGCAGUACUGUAGUGCAUCAGGCUAUGCUGGGAUACACUGGACAUUGAGUCUGUAUAUUUCUGUAAUGGCUUCAAAGAAUGUAAAGGGUUCGUUUUGGAAAGAAAGCCUGACACAAUACGAUUGCUCAUUGGCAAUACAAAGCAAUGCAAAAUCAAUGCAGAGUGAACAACUUGUAUGUUUCCAGGGCAACGUCUCAGUGAGAGGAAUUUACUUAAUGGGUCCUGUGUACAUUGAAAUGUGGUUCUAACAUUUUGCAUCAACAGACAGUGGUAAUAAUUUCAUUAAUUGGAGUACUCUUAAUGUUACCCAUCACAUUGUGGCAUUUUGCCUGAAUUUGAGGAUGAUGAGAACCAGCACAUAAUUUAUAAGGGAUAUAAGGUGGCAACAGCUUAUUUAUCAUUGUUUUUACACUGUGUGGGUGUUAAGGAGCAAUAUGAGCAAUAACCAAAAUCUACAUUUAUUUAAUUUAAAAAAAAACAUUUACUGUAUAGCCAUGUAAAUGUAAAGUCAACCUUAAUAUUUGAAAAAUGGUAAUAAUAUAGAAAGGCGAUUGAGAGAAUUAUAUUUCAGCAAUUGUAUUUAAAUAUUAAAUUCUAUUUUCAUUAUAAUUUAACAUACUGAGAAUGAUUGUGUGUAUUGUUAUUGACACCUAUUUUGUGUGUUUUUGUGUGUGUGUGCGUGUGCACUGUCAGUUGGCUCAAAUGGUUCUUACAGUACUGUCAGAACAAUUUGCUGCUCAAUUCAAAAUGACUAGGAAUUUUCAAAAUAGAAUUUCUUUUGACCCAUUACUGUUUUGUGUUUUGUAAUAAAAUGACAUCACAUUGUG